This is a messenger RNA of Aureobasidium vineae, 1635 nucleotides long. NCBI's taxonomy places the organism in Eukaryota, Fungi, Ascomycota, Dothideomycetes, Dothideales, Saccotheciaceae. The record is from the annotation of a GenBank genome assembly.
AUGCUGCGAACCAUUCAAACUCUUCGAACACCAUACCGAUUGUCCAAGCUACAAUUGUCAAACCAACUGCGGACAGCUGCAACAACUACCACCGGCAAGGCCGAGGGGACAAUUGCGGACUCGUUCGCUUCUCUAUCUGGUCAGCAGUUCGAAGCAUUGGAGCCACGCUUCGUUACGGUAAAAGAAAACCUCAUUCGAGGAAAUGAGCAAGCCGUCAAAGCAUCAUGGGAUAGGUUACUCUUGACUUUGAAAGACGAGGUCCGAGAAAUCAAGCGAUUGGGCUCGUCGAUUGUACCUCAAAUUGAUUUCAAAGACAUCGACACUCCUUCCGAGCAUUUCAGCAGCGAGUACAGAAAGCGUGGUGUCGCAGUCAUUAAAGGUGCAAUUCCCGAGUCCGAGGCCUUGCAGAUGAAGGAGGACCUAAGAGAGUACAUCAAGGCAAACCCUCAGACGAAGAGCUUCCAACAGCAGGUCUUUGAACUCUACUGGAGCAAAUCGCAAAUCCGGGCAAGAGGUCAUCCCAACCUGCUCAAAGCACAACAAUUCCUGCUGAGCUUCUGGCACUCUAAAGACCCGAACGCAUUGUUUUUGGAUACACCGAUAUCGUACGCUGACAGACUUCGCAUGCGCGAACCUGGUGAUGCAAAAUUUGCCCUUGGCGUAUGUUUUCAGAUCCUGAGGUUUAGUUCUCGUAACAGUGCUGACCUUUUGGUANNGCCUCACAUAGAUGGAGGAAGCUGCGAGAGAUGGGAAGAGACUGGUUAUGGCAGAGGUAAAGUCUACCAAGAUAUCUGGGAAGGUAAAUGGGAGAAGUAUGAUCCUUGGGAGUCCAGCAGCCGCUUGCCUGUCGAGUCAGAUCUCUACCAAGGAGCUGGUGCUUGCAGUGCUUUCAGAGCGGCGCAAGGUUGGUUGAGUUUGUCUCACUGCAGUGCUUUUGAAGGCACUUUGCUUGUCAACCCACUACUCCAGCUUGCGACCGCCUACUUCUUGCUCCGUCCCUUCUUCACACCACAAAGUGGUCCCUCGACUCGCGUGUCGGUAAACGGAGCGGUCGAGCAGGCCGACACCGAUGACUAUCUCUCUCCAGACAACUGGAAGCUCGAGGACAAGCCGAGCUCGUGGCUGCAGGGAGCGAAUCUGGGGCGUGGUCAGGAGCUCAACGCGCUGCUCCACCCUCACCUCAACUUGCCAGAGACCAUGGUACACAUACCGAGAGUGCAGCCUGGCGACUAUGUGGUAUGGCACUGCGAUGGCAUCCAUGCGGUCGAUAAGAUACACGCCGGAAAGAGCGAUUCGAGUGUACUCUACAUUCCCGCUUGUCCACUUACCGAGCGCAACGCUGAAUACCUGGUUCGCCAGAGAGACUGUUUCUUUAGAGGUAAGCCACAGCGCCCAACACCAAUGAACCAAAGCCAUGCUAACAACAGCCAUNNAGGCACUCCCUCACCAGAUUUCCCCGGAGGCAUUGGCGAAGGACAGCACAUCGGUCGCGCGGUGCAAGAAGACAUCUCGGCGGUUUCGGGAGUCAAUGGUCUACGCGCCAUGGGCUUGGAGAAGUUCGACGAGAAGACUGGCCGCACGUCAGGAGAGAAAAAGGUCAUGGCAAGUGCGAACCGCAUUCUUGGUUUCAACUGA